Molecule: messenger RNA, 5322 nt
Organism: Varanus komodoensis (Komodo dragon)
Lineage: Eukaryota; Metazoa; Chordata; Lepidosauria; Squamata; Varanidae
Gene: PDE1C
Product: phosphodiesterase 1C
Exons: 16
Coding region: 350-2245 (631 amino acids)
Biological process (GO): signal transduction
Molecular function (GO): 3',5'-cyclic-nucleotide phosphodiesterase activity
Source: RefSeq, a predicted model, not a curated record
UUGACUUAUUGUGUAUAAAAAAUAAGAAUCUUGGGUGCAUUCAGUCUGAAGAUCAGCCUGCAAUCCCUUCCAUCGCUCACUCUGAGGAGCAUGGCUUGCCGCCGCCAGUACCCCCAGUGUGCACCUGGAGUCCUUGCUGGUUGCCCGCACGCCUUCUAAUCCGAGUGUGGAACAAAGUGGGAAGGGAAGCAGGAAAAGGAAUGUCUGCUGCUUCUGACCAGUAACAAUAAUAAUAAUAAUAAUAAUAAUAAUAAUAAUAAUAAUAAUAAUAAUAAUAUUGGAGCGUGUGCAUGUUUCGGGGAACGCAUCCAUUCUCUCUGAGCUUUAACCAAAGUGAAAACAUAGAGCAAUGGAGUCUCCAACCAAAGAAAUCGAAGAAUUUGAGAGCAACUCUUUGAAAUACCUGCAACCAGAACAAAUAGAGAAAAUAUGGCUUCGUCUCAGAGGACUGAGAAAAUAUAAGAAAACAUCACAGAGGUUGCGAUCUUUGGUAAAGCAGCUAGAGAGAGGAGAGGCUUCUGUUGUUGACUUAAAAAAGAAUUUGGAAUAUGCAGCUACAGUACUUGAAUCUGUGUACAUUGACGAAACCAGGCGUCUGCUGGAUACAGAAGAUGAGCUCAGUGACAUCCAGUCAGAUUCCGUGCCCUCAGAGGUACGGGACUGGUUGGCUUCCACCUUCACACGGCAGAUGGGGAUGAUGCUUAAAAGGACUGAGGAGAAGCCAAGGUUCAGAAGCAUUGUCCAUGCAGUUCAAGCCGGGAUAUUCGUGGAGAGAAUGUACAGGCGAACAUCCAAUAUGGUUGGACUUAGCUACCCACCGGCUGUAAUUGGAGUGCUAAAGAAUGUAGACAAGUGGUCCUUUGAUGUAUUUGCACUAAAUGAUGCUAGUGGGGAUCAUGCACUGAAAUUCAUUUUCUACGAAUUGCUCACGCGCUAUGAUUUGAUCAGCCGCUUCAAGAUUCCAAUUUCUGCUCUUGUCUCCUUUGUGGAAGCCCUGGAAGUCGGCUACAGCAAGCAUAAAAAUCCAUAUCACAACCUAAUGCAUGCAGCAGAUGUCACGCAGACUGUUCAUUACCUCCUUUUUAAGACGGGUGUAGCGCACUGGUUGACAGAGCUGGAAAUUUUUGCUAUGAUCUUUGCAGCUGCCAUCCAUGACUAUGAACACACUGGAACCACCAACAACUUUCAUAUCCAGACAAGGUCAGAUACAGCCAUUCUUUACAAUGACCGGUCUGUGCUCGAAAACCAUCACCUUAGUGCAGCAUUUCGCCUUCUGCAAGAUGAUGAGGAGAUGAACAUUUUGUCUAACCUCUCCAAGGAUGAUUGGAGGGAAUUCAGGACCCUGGUGAUAGAGAUGGUGCUGGCUACAGAUAUGUCCUGUCACUUCCAGCAAAUCAAAGCCAUGAAGAACGCACUGCAGCAGCCAGAAGGAAUCGACAAACCAAAAGCCUUAUCGCUGAUGUUGCAUACAGCUGACAUCAGUCAUCCUGCCAAGGCAUGGGACCUCCAUCAUCGCUGGACCAUGUCACUGCUUGAAGAGUUUUUCAGACAGGGCGACAAAGAAGCGGAACUUGGUCUUCCUUUCUCCCCUUUGUGUGAUCGUAAAUCCACCAUGGUUCCUCAGUCUCAGAUAGGUUUUAUUGAUUUCAUUGUGGAGCCCACUUUCACUGUGCUGACUGACAUGACGGAGAAGAUUGUAACGCCUCUCAUUGAGGAAGCAUCCCACUCUGGCCUGACAGGGUUUAGACGCUCCAGUCUGAAUAGCAUCAGCCCCUCAGAAGUUAAAAGAUCGAGUGUCAAGAGCACUGGAUCAGAAGGAAGUGCCUCUCUCAACUGUUCCAUACUCACUGUGGACUUCAAAUGUUUUAAGAACACUUGGACCGAGGUGGUGCAACAAAACCGAGAAAAGUGGAAAGCACAAGCAACCAAAGAAGAAAAAGUGAAGAAAGAAGCAGAGGAGAAUUCUCAACAGGCUACUGAAGACAAGAAAAUAGAUGAAAAAGAAGGGAAAAAGCCAAUGGAGGAAACCACUGCCAGCAAGUCAGAGAAGAGUAAAGAAGGGAAUUCAGGGGAGACUAAGAGCACAGAAGCCAGUAAGAGUAAACUCAAUGGGACUCGUCAAACUGGUGGUAGCAAGCAUGAUGCUUCUCCAGGGAAAAACAUAACUCAGGUGGAAAAGGAGACAGAGUUCAGUCCAGCAGCAGGAGACCAGAAGCAGCAUGUACAGAACGAUACAGAAGAGUAAAAACACACACACACAUAUGUAAUCAAAAAGAGACUGCAAAUUUCUUUCAUCAUUUUAACUGAUCUUCAUUAUUCUUCUCCUCCUUCCACAAAGACCUGUUUCUGGGGAGGGCAUUACGCAGCUUUCCAGGCCCUGCUUCUUUUCCUCCUCUCACUGGCUACUUCGCAGUUAAUGACUCUUGAGGCUUUCACUUCAGGAUUUUUUAAAACUUGUUUUUUUUCAUGUAAGUGAAGGUUUGGGGCAUUUUUCCCUCUCUCCCCUGCUCUCUCUCUCUCUCUCUCUCUUUAAAACAAAGUUUCCCCUUAGCAAAAUUACUCCUCUUUCAGGACUUACAAAUAAAGCAAGUGUGAGAUCUUAUGUUGGUAAAAUGAGUUCCAGCUUGUGAAGGAUAUUUUGACAAGACAAAGCAGAGAACUGACCCAUCCAUGGAAAGAGGCUUGAAAAACACUCCAUCAGUUAUUUUAAUGUACAAGAAAGAAAGGAAGGAAGGAAGAAAAGAAGAAGAAGAAGAGGAGGAAGAGGAAGAAGAAGAGGGAGCAUUUAAUUGUCUGUCCAUUUGAUGCCAUGAUUCAGUGUUGGGUUUUUGUUUUUGACAAAAAGAAUUCUGCCUGUUUUACAGAUAAGAAGCAAAUUGCUUAAUUCCUAGUCAGCUUUAUAGUAUUAUUUUUUUAAAAAAACAACAGCAACAAAUAUUCUCUAGAUUUUAUUUGCUGGAGGCCUGCUUGAUUUGUAUCUUUGACUGUCAUUCGUUUCAUCAAUUGUCUUGUUGGUUUGGCCCUGUUACAUGAAUGUUGCACAGGCUUUGGGUGAUUGUGUUGCCUUCUGUAAAAGGAGCAUCCACAUGACAGGAUCACUUCUAACCUUUUCAGCCACCUCUCAAAACACUGUGGGAAGCAUCCCAAUUCCUCCUGUGAGAUCAUUUUUCAGCACUGAAUGGCUUGAGGAAGGGACAGGUAAUGUGCCAGUACAGGCAAAUGGAGUGCAGUGUGCAUUCAUGUCAGUUAGUCUUUCUGGGUUUGGAUCACCUGCCUGUGAUACCAGUAUGAAGUAGGAGGAGAUUGGAAAUGGCAUCCGAGCAGUAAAAGGCAGGUGGCUGAUACUGCCAAUAUGUCAGCUGGGCCAGGAGAGAGUAGGGCAUUCCCAGUUACAGGAGCUUAGCUGUACACUGCUUGCUGCAAUGCCUCCUAUUAACCUCCAAUUCCAGAGGAAAUGACUUCCUUUCCCCCUCACCUGUCCUCAGCGCAUGGCAAACUACAAGGCUGGUGAAAUCUCCAGUGCCAGAAUGCACAGCUCUAGAGCCUGAUUCCAACUCAGGGAAGAUUUUGGUGGCUGCAUUCCAGUUGGGGGCAGAGGGGAGAGAGGGGUCCAAAGAAAAAAGGGACAGGCCAAGAUGACCAGUGGAUUUUAGCUUAACGCUCUUACUACCAGGAAGAAAGCUUUGGGAGAGACAUUCCAGUCUUGUAGAAAACCACACAAAAAUGUACAAAAACCAAGAAGGAAACUGCACCAAAGCUAGGAAACUACCAAAACAAUAGACAGUUAAGGAAAAGGGAUCAGGCCAAGGCAGUGACAUCUAGCAAACCCCACAAGGCCAAGCUGUUUUGAGCUGGUCCUCGUCUCCCAACCUUUUGCCUUUUCUCUUCCUGGAGAGGCGCUUCCAGCACUUUUAUUACGCUAAAACUGGCCAACGAGGCUGGCUUUGUGGUACAGAGUGAGCAAUAUAAAGGUGGUUAACAAGAAGCAUCCAUCAAGUUAAUGAUCCUUCUAAUUCUGCUCAUUUCAGAAAGUUCCAGACUGAAUUCCCCUCCUCUCUCCCCCGCAAAACUGACUUUCAGGGAGGUUUGUGCUGCUUGUGGGUGACAUGGCAGGAACCCUGGACAUGACCUAAUUGACUUAUCUGACUUGAUUUCAGACCAAAUCUACUGAAAAAAAACCUCCUGAUGACUUCAGUAGGGUAUCUGAAAUGUAGAGUGCAUGAAAAGCUCUCUACCCAAGCAUGAUUUCAGGCAUCCUGCUUAGGUCUGCAUUUAGGUUGCAAUUCUAUACCUGCAUAUGUGGGAGUGAGUCCAAUUGCUCUCAGCAGGACUUACUUAUGAGUAGAUACAUAUAGGAUUGCACUGUUCAAGGGUUCUUGGUCCAAGCCCUACCCUUUGGGGCAACAUUCUCAUGACAGAGUGGACCAUCCACCACUGGUAUACGCAUCCUGAAAGAACAGCACACAAGUAAGGAACCCUUUAAUUGGGAUGUCAGCCCUCAUGGAAUUCCGCCCAGGUUGGUUAUUUCUGUGUGCCCCACAUGCGUUAUCAGUCCGUCCUUCUUCCAACGUAAGUGUGUGUGGAUUUGCAAGCCUCUCUCUCAUACCCUUUGGGCUAUUGGGCAGUAUAGACAUUGUUUUAAAAAAUGAAAUACAUACAUUUUUCUGGAAGAUUCCUGGUUAUUGUAGAUUUAGGAAUUCUGACAUACUGAGGAAGGAUUAUACCCAUAUUCCUGCAGGAUCCACUGCACUGGUAAAAGUGGAUUCUCCAUUCCCUCUUUCCAAUGUCAGCCCCUCCAGUGCCCUGCAAGUGCUGCACAAAGACAAGGAAUCCCUCUGGGAUGUGCUCUGUGUGUGUGUGUGUGUGUGUGUGUGUGUGUGUGAAACAAACCCCAAAAUUGGGUGGAGGGAACUGCCAUAAACAGAGCCCCUCUCCAAGAAAGGCAGAUCCUGCAUCCAACCCCAAGUGUUCAUGCUAAGUUAGUUUAAAAUAUAUUUAUGCUUGUAGGCAUUGCAGCUUUAUGUACCUCCCCACUAAAGUUCAGGGUGUAAAAUAACAUUUCUUCUCUCAUGCCUCAUACUGUUAUGAAAAAUGGGAAAUUGAGGAUAAAAAUAACAGGGACUUGCUUAAUGCCGCUGAGCCCUCAACUGUACAGGGUAGAUUUUCCCAAGUUGUUACCUUCUGGGUGUGUUUGGCUACAAAGAGGAAGGUAAAGAUCUCUUCUUGCUGAUGACAGAGUGUAGGACACGGAAUAAUCAGUUCAAGUUGCGACAGCCCAGAUUCAGGCUGGACAUCAGGAAAAGCUUCCUCACAGUCAGAGCA